AUGUCUACUCCAGCACGGCCACUGGCUGCUCUCAAAUCUGCCCUGCGCCAAUUGCGCGCAGACAAGCACCACUCGCGCUACUAUGCCACCGCCGCUCCCUCGACCACCGGCAGGCCCGUCAACUUCCACCCCGGCGCCAUCAUGACCGGCCGCAGUACGACACGCGACCUCUUCAGUCUUUGGCCUCCACUCUGA
Aureobasidium uvarum is the source of this 195-nucleotide messenger RNA. Lineage: Eukaryota; Fungi; Ascomycota; Dothideomycetes; Dothideales; Saccotheciaceae. The record is from the annotation of a GenBank genome assembly.